CCCUAACGUGCGCGCCCUUCCGCUCCGCCCAAAAACGUCAAAACUGAUGGUGACCAAAACACCCUUUUUCAAAAGGAAAGGUUACCCUCAAUUAUUGCGCUCGGCGUGCCUAUAAUCGUAAUUUGAACGUCCCAGUUCUUUCUUUAUUCGCGCACAUUCCUGUGUUGCUCUACCUCCCUCACACGUCAAAGAAACACCCAAAUCCACAUUCUCAAUCUUCCCUGAUUUGAUUUCUUCUGAUUCUUUUCAAUUUAAUUGAACACUUUAUAUCUCUUUUUUUAUUUUUUCAUCCGAACUUUAGAAAUUUUUGGUUUUUCCGGAAUUAAUUUUCUAGUGCUGUCAUUCUUCUGAGCUUUCGAUCUCGGCCGUUGGAUUCCAAUGGCGGCGGGAUCAGUGGCGACCGCCGCCGGAGUCGCCGUGAUUCUUUACUACGUGUUCAAUCGGAGGGGAGCAACGAAAGAGGGCGGCGUUGAAGACGGGGACGACGACGGCGAUCGGAGCGGAAAUCUCUCGAAGAUGAGAUCGGCGAGGAAACGGCUUUCUCGGCGACCGGCUCAAGCGCCCGCCACGUGGGUCGAGUCGCUCACCACCUUGUCCGACACGCUCCGGUUCACCUACUCCGAAACGCUCGGGAAGUGGCCGAUCGGCGACUUGGCCUUCGGCAUUAAGUACCUCAUGCGUCGGCAGGGUAACCUAAAAGUUGCGAGUGUGUAUGCUGGUAGUGAUAGUGUGCAGCUUAAAGGGUCUGGAAUUAUUGAGGAGUUGAAAUAUUACUUGAAGUUGCUGACGCUUUGUAUGUUGUUCUCGAAGAAACCGUUUCCGGUGUUUUUAGAGUCAGGGGGUUUCUCUCAGGAAGAUGUCCUUCUUCAGAAGCCCAAGGCCGGGCUUCUGAAGCCAUCCUUCACAAUUAUACGUGAUAGGAAUUCAAAAUGCUUCCUUCUAUUAAUACGUGGUACCCAUAGCAUCAAAGAUACACUAACUGCUGCAACUGGUGCAGUAGCCCCUUUCCACCAUUCGGUUUUGCAUGAUGGUGGAAUAAGCAACUUAAUCCUAGGGUAUGCUCACUGUGGGAUGGUUGCUGCAGCCCGUUGGAUUGCUAAGAUCAGUACUCCUUGCUUGCUUAAGGCUAUUGGUGAAUAUCCUGACUACAAAAUAAAGGUUGUUGGGCAUUCACUGGGUGGUGGUACAGCUGCGUUGUUAACAUAUAUUCUUCGAGAACGGAAAGAAUUCUCUUCAAGCAAUUGCAUUACCUUUGCCCCAGCUGCCUGUAUAACAUGGGAGUUGGCAGAAUCUGGAAAGCACUUCAUCACUACUAUAAUCAAUGGCUCUGACCUGGUGCCUACUUUCUCAGCAGCUUCUGUUGAUGACCUCCGCUCUGAGGUUAUAGCUUCAUCUUGGUUAAAUGAUUUGCGGGAUCAAGUUGAGCGCACACGAGUUUUGAAUGUUGUUUAUCGCUCUGCAAAUGCUCUGGGUUCUCGUCUACCAUCUAUAGCUAGUGCAAAAGCGAGGGUUGCCGGUGCAGGUGCACUAUUGCGGCCAGUAUCCAGCAGCACGCAGAUUGUGAUGAAGCGUGCACAAAAUGUUGUUGUGAGAACCCAUUCAUCAAUCUCAUCGUGGUCUUGCAUGGGUGCACGUCGACGCAAUGUAAGCCCAUUACUGAACUCUAAAGCAGACGAUUUGCAUGAAGAUUCUCUCAUAUGUGAAAAGGAUUCUGAAUAUCGCGCUGAAGGAGUAAUUGUGGACCCAAUGCUGAAUAACUUGGAAUCUAGUUCUAGCGGUGGAUUGGGUCAUGAUGACAGCGAUGAAGAGGAGCAGCUUUUGCCAGUGAAUAGAAAUACUGCAACAUCUACCGUUGAAGACAUUACUGAAGGCGAGUUGUGGUAUGAAUUGGAGAAGGAGCUCAAGAGGCAGGAGGAUGAAGUCAAUGUCGAGGCCCGAGAGGAAGAGGCUGCUGCAGUGAAAGAAAUAACCGAGGAAGAAGAUAUGCUGGUUGGUGUUGCAGAAAGCAAUACGCCAAUCUCUUCCUCGGAUGUUUCAGAGAACCACCGCUUCUUUCCCCCUGGCAGAAUCAUGCACAUCAUAUCAGUCCCUUCAUCUGAUGAUACAAAUUUAGAUAACGACGGACCACCAGCCGAAGAACGCGUGGGCAUAUACGAGACACGUAGACAACUGUACAGUAAGCUCCGACUUUCUAAAACGAUGAUUAAUGAUCACUACAUGCCUAUGUAUAAGAAGAUGGUGGAAUUGUUGAUCAGGGAACUGGAAAAUGACGAAUCCAGUAAUUGUAUCGUGUGAAAAAAUUAAAAUCCCUUAUGUUGCAUGCCCUAUCCGAGUGCGCUCUGUACAGUUAGAUAACUUUAAGAUUUUAUAUCUCUGUUUCUUGAUCUU
This is a messenger RNA of Malus domestica (apple), 2388 nucleotides long. RefSeq lists its product as uncharacterized. Gene Ontology annotation, biological process: lipid catabolic process. NCBI's taxonomy places the organism in Eukaryota, Viridiplantae, Streptophyta, Magnoliopsida, Rosales, Rosaceae. The record is from RefSeq and is a predicted model, not a curated record.